GACAUAUUUCUGCUGUGGGUGCUUAAACAUUCAUGCAGAAGAUGGAGCUCAUGGUGCCAGCAAAGCCGAGCCGAGCUCAACUGAAUCAAGCUGGAUUGAGAGCUGGUGUGGCGGUGAAUGAGAGCUUUGAGGGCAAAAGGAGCGCGCGCGCACACACACACACAUACGGGAAAAGACUUUUCAUUCCACGUUUUUUUUCUUUUUUUCUUAUUCCUGCCCGACUGUAUCGCUGCCAUUACUUCCACGCCAGCAAAUGUGAAGCCCUGAAUUUUAAAUGAACUGAGCCGAAGUCGGCUGAAGUGAGCUGAAAGAGGGGAAGGGGGAGACAGGGAGGCAGAAAGAAAGAAGGGAUGCACGCGCACACGCAGGAGGAGAAAGAGAGGAGUGACAUCACAUCUCUCUCGCGCUCUCUCUCUCCCGGCACCUUUGCUCCACUUCUCGCCGAGGAGGAGCUCUCGCGCACACUUAGUCUCCGUCCUCCGCUCCGAGGGGCUGGACUCCGCAGAGGCAAAACAAGCGCUCAAAGGGAAAACGGGGAGAAACGGGAAGCCAGUCCGAGAGUUACUGACAGGAUGAACAACUCUUUCCCAAACAUGGCGUCGAUGGACGACUUCGACCCGCUCAACGCAAUCCCGGCCACCAAAGUUGAAAUCACGGUGUCCUGCAGAAACCUGCUGGACAGGGACACCUUCUCCAAAUCAGACCCAAUUUGUGUUCUCUACACACAAGGCAUGGGCAACAGGGAGUGGAGAGAGUUUGGGAGAACGGAGGUGAUUGACAACACACUUAACCCGGACUUUGUGGGUAAAUUCAUGCUGGACUACUUCUUCGAGGAGCGUCAGAACCUCCGAUUUGACCUGUACGACGUGGACUCAAAGAGCGCCAACUUGUCAAAGCACGACUUCCUGGGCCAGGCCAAUUGUACUCUCGGGGAGGUGGUGGGAUCGGUGGGCAGUCGCUUGGAGAAGGCACUAGGAGGCAUCCCGGGGAAGAAAUGCGGGACCAUUAUUGUGAAAGCGGAGGAGCUGAACAACUGCAGGGAAUCAGUGUUGAUGCAGUUCUGUGGGAACAAACUGGACAAAAAGGAUUUCUUUGGCAAGUCUGACCCCUUCCUGGUUUUCUACAGGAGCAACGAAGACGGCACGUUUACCAUCUGCCACAAGACCGAGGUGGUGAAGAACACGCUGAACCCAGUGUGGCAGGCCUUUAAACUCCCCGUCCGAGCUCUUUGCAACGGCGAUUACGACAGAACAAUCAAGGUCGAGGUGUAUGACUGGGACAGAGACGGCAGCCACGACUUUAUCGGCGAGUUCAGCACCAGCUACAGGGAACUCUCCAGAGGGCAGAGCCAGUUUAAUGUCUACGAGGUGGUGAAUCCAAAGAAAAAAGGAAAGAAGAAGAAAUACCUAAACUCUGGCACAGUGACGCUGCUGUCAUUCUUGGUGGACAUCGAAGUCACCUUCCUCGACUACAUCAAAGGAGGGACCCAGAUUAACUUCACAGUGGCCAUUGAUUUCACAGCUUCCAAUGGUAACCCAGCUCAGCCCACCUCGCUCCACUACAUGAGUCCCUACCAGCUCAACGCGUACGCCAUGGCCCUGAAGGCCGUGGGGGAGAUCAUCCAGGACUACGACAGCGAUAAGAUGUUUCCCGCGCUUGGCUUUGGGGCCAAGCUGCCGCCUGACGGACGGAUCUCCCAUGAGUUUGCAUUGAAUGGGAAUCCCCAGAACCCGUACUGUGCUGGCAUCGAUGGCGUCAUGGAGGCCUACUACCAGAGUCUGAAGUCGGUCCAGCUCUACGGACCCACCAACUUCUCCCCCGUCAUCAACCACGUGGCCAGGUACGCGGCUUCGGUGAAGGACGGCUCCCAGUACUUUGUGCUCCUCAUCAUCACAGAUGGCGUCAUUUCUGACAUGGCCCAGACCAAGGAGUCUAUUGUCAAUGCCUCUUGUCUGCCGAUGUCAAUCAUCAUUGUCGGGGUGGGACCUGCAGAAUUUGAUGCCAUGGUCGAGCUGGACGGCGACGAAGUGAGGAUCUCAUCCAGGGGCCGAUUCGCUGAGAGGGACAUCGUGCAGUUUGUUCCGUUCAGGGACUACAUCGAUCGGACCGGGAACCACAUCCUGAGCAUGGCCCGGCUCGCCAAAGACGUCCUGGCCGAGAUCCCCGAUCAGUUCCUCUCCUACAUGAGGACCCGCGGGAUCAAGCCGUCGCCGGCGCCGCCUCCCUACACGCCGCCGGGCCAGCCCAUCCAAACCCAGAUAUGAGCAGCGGGCCAGUAGGACGGCGGAGCCCGGGGAGGGGUGGUGGGGUUGGAUCAGCUGAUGCGAUGCGAUGCGAUGAAUACUUCCAUUUCCUUAAGGCCGCCCUCCAUGCCUCGUCGUCGUGGAUCACAGUGGUCUUUCUCGUGUUCAGGAAGCUGCAUGCCGGGCCGGGAUCCGGACCGGACCGGACCGGGAGGGUGUUGCUUUUAAAGACAGGAGAAGCCAAUGAGAGUCUGUUUACUUCCACUGUCAAGCAUUCCUGUUGCUGUCUGGAUUUUUAAUUUUUUUUUUAUUUUUAAAAGGAAACCUGAAGAGAGUUUUGAGAGUCUGGAUUGAAGCGUGAAAUGAUCUCGCCUGAUGUAGGAAGAAAUGAAAGAGAAAUUUAAUGGCAGACAGAAGUUUGAAUGUCUCCAGACAAAACAAAGGAAUCACUUGAUCGUCAAUGACGCAAAUUUCUCUUGUAAAUAAGUGGACAAAUGUAACUUUCUCUUUCUCUCUCUGUUUCUCUCCAGCUCGCUCACUGUUUACAGUAAACGCUGACAAGGAUUUCUACUGUUAAUACUUUUAUAUACACAUAGUUUCAGUACGAAGCUUGUAAGAGUCUCUCUCUCUCUCUCUCUCUCUCUCUCUCUCUCUCUCUCUCUCUCUCUCUCUCUCUCCUGGCAUCGUGUCAGGCAGCAGCAGUGCAGGUCCUGGUAGCCCUUCUGUACCGUACCGUACCGUUAUGAACCGUACCGUACUGUAUUCUGGUGUUUUGUAUUAACCUUUUGCAUGAGUGUAGCCUCAGUCAAGUGCAUGCAUAUAGUGGCCCUGCACUACCUCUUCUGCCCAUCCGAGUGUCUGACGCUCAUUUGCCCCGUUUGUCCGUCUGCGCUGCUCUCAGGUCCGAGGAGUCUCUCCGUCCGUCUGUCUCUCUCUCGCUCUAAAGCUGUUCUGUUUCUGGACUGUUUCUCACUCUCCUGUACUUUUGUUGAUGCUUCUGUCAUUUCUCCCAGCUGUGUUUCCGUCCAGCUGUUAUGUCCAUUCCUUAUUUUGCCCGUGUUUCACUUAAAAAAAGGCAGGAUUUAUUUACAUGCAACCUCAGUGAAUAUUGAUAAUCACCACAAGCAGAUCUGGCCCAUUUUAGACCGACCUCGGUAGCUAUGAACCUUUUGUGUCCAAAUUAUUCAGGAAAUUCCAUAAUGUAUGGAUUAAAAUGUUCGGUUGCUAUUCACAGUAUCCUGAAAGUCUAAUGAACAUGAAAUAGUUUCCUUCCUCAAUAAAUGCGUACAUUCAUAUGUACGUGGCCACAUGACCCAGUCCCACCCUGGGUCACUUACUUGCUGACUGUUGAAUGGAAACAUGGCUUCAAACUCUCUCUUUCUCUCUCUCUCUCUCUGUCUCGCUCUCUCUUUCUGUCUCUCUCUCUCUCUCUCUCUCUUUCUCUCGCGCUGUCUUCGUCUCCUCUAAACUGCCUUGGCAAUACGAUGCCCACACACCCAGGGCUUUCGUCCCAUCGUGUCGUCCGACGCCCUCAUGCCUCGCCCCGUGUUUGAAACGACAGCAGCUGCUCUCAAACAAGAAAAAAAAACGCUGUUUGAGCAAAAGAGCCCAGUGGUCAAAAAUGCAGAGAAAAACAGAUUUUUCCCAACGUUGUCUUUUUUUUAAAUUCCAUUUUAAUUGUGUCGGUGUGUGUUUUCUAUGGCACCUUUAGAUUCUGAAAUAGCUUUUAUAUAUACAUAUAUAUAUUCAUAUAUAUUUGUUUUAUGAUGUGUACAAAUGUGCCAAUCACGUGAAGAGAGGACUUAUGCUGUGAUGAGUGUGUGUUUCACGGAGUGAGUGAUGCGUUAAUGUGUGAAACGGUUUGUUGAUAGAGAACCUGACGUUUUCAUACUUGUCAGUCCGCUUCUGCAGCGAGUCCAAGCAGACAGUGGCUCAGUGGCUGCAGAGCCAUGAUUAGUAACCACCAUCACCUCAUCUUUCACUGACUUUGCUUCCAUGUCA
This is a messenger RNA of Betta splendens (Siamese fighting fish), 4244 nucleotides long. Its product is annotated as copine-8. Gene Ontology annotation, molecular function: calcium-dependent phospholipid binding. Gene Ontology annotation, cellular component: plasma membrane. Gene Ontology annotation, biological process: cellular response to calcium ion. NCBI's taxonomy places the organism in Eukaryota, Metazoa, Chordata, Actinopteri, Anabantiformes, Osphronemidae. Bases 351 to 2264 code for a protein of 637 amino acids. The record is from RefSeq and is a predicted model, not a curated record. The transcript is spliced from 20 exons.